Diutina rugosa is the source of this 1359-nucleotide messenger RNA. RefSeq lists its product as uncharacterized. The transcript has a single exon. The record is from RefSeq and is a predicted model, not a curated record. NCBI's taxonomy places the organism in Eukaryota, Fungi, Ascomycota, Pichiomycetes, Serinales, Debaryomycetaceae. Bases 1 to 1359 code for a protein of 452 amino acids.
AUGGCGCCGCCGCCGCCGCCAACAUUGCGAGAUCCGACCAAUGGCGCCAACGACCCUUCAGAGGUGACAGUGACGACACUCAUCCUCAGCGACCACCCACAACACACGCUUACCUCGCUAUUACAGUUUAACCAAAGUUGGGACCAGUACCCGUGGGCGGUGGCCGUGCCCCAUUUCGAAGUGGGUACCGCUGACGGCGCGGUGGGCGUCGUGGGCCAGUUCCGGUUUCUUUCCGACUAUAUCAAUGAUCUCUGGGUAUUCGUCCAAAUGAUAAUUGAGUGGCUGGACUCCGAUGACGCCCAACACCAAUGGAUCCACAUGGCUAGUGAUUGGGGCGAGGUUCCGGCAGUCCUUGGCGACGUUGACUCCGACCGUGGGUUGGAUGAGUAUUUCUACUGGAUCCACCGAGGGCGCGUCAACACGGUAGAUCCGGGGGUCCAGUCAGUGACCGUACAAUUAGCCGAAGACGCCAUUGCCGCAGGAAACACCACCACCAAUCCAAUUAUAACUCAAAGAAUCAUCCAACAAUUCAACCACUAUUGUCUUGACUCCAUUGCAACGAUUACUACCCACGUGGAUAAACAAACGGCUUCCCUUGUUACCCGCUACCCUUAUCUCGCCAACCAAGCCAUCGCCAAAGCUACCAACAAUGACUCUAAAACAGAGUUUCAGGCUUCUUCUAUUACUGAGGUUCUUCCAGUGGUGGUGCCAAUCAAUAGUCUUUGUUUCACCGAUAUUGUCGCGAGGUCAGUCAGUGAGAAAUUGGAGGCUAGUGAUGUUGCUGCUAAUAUGAUAACUCAAGGGAUGGCAUCAUUGAAAUUACCUUUACCAGCAGUUGAAUCAAUUGCUUCAUCAUCUUUUCAGGAACAGAUGAUUAAUCAGGGACGUCUUCCUGGUACUAUUACCUUCGAUAUGGACCGGUUCUGGUCGAUCAUCAGUCGUGACGACCCUGAUGUGGCCACGGAAACGUUAGACACUCAGUUCGCACUGAUUAUUGACCAUUUCGCUGAAAACGAUAUGGAAAAUGACGACGAUGACUGGACCGAUACCGAUGACGAAGAUAGCAACGAUGAUAAUAUUUCUGUCAACGAGUUGGUGGCCACGUUACAGAAUACCGAGUUCAGUGACUUCACCGACUAUGUCAUUAACCAGCAACAGAAACAAGAUAAAGAGGACGAGAUGGAAGAGGACGACGCUGAGGAAAGCGCUUAUGAGCUGGACGCCAAUUCCGAGGGGGAGCGCCGCGGUCUAUUCAUCGAUUACGACCUGUAUGAUGAACACCCUAGAGGUUUUGUUGGCGAUAAAGACGAUGUAUCGUCCGAUGACGAUAUCGUGGAGGAUAUUGACCCUUACACGUGA